Sphaeramia orbicularis (orbiculate cardinalfish) is the source of this 5685-nucleotide messenger RNA. It is a transcript of the gene rasgrf2a, whose product is annotated as Ras protein-specific guanine nucleotide-releasing factor 2a. The record is from RefSeq and is a predicted model, not a curated record. Gene Ontology annotation, cellular component: plasma membrane. The transcript is spliced from 29 exons. Gene Ontology annotation, molecular function: guanyl-nucleotide exchange factor activity. Lineage: Eukaryota; Metazoa; Chordata; Actinopteri; Kurtiformes; Apogonidae. Gene Ontology annotation, biological process: Ras protein signal transduction. Bases 498 to 4457 code for a protein of 1319 amino acids.
CGGCGGGUAGCAGCGACCUGUCUCUUUAAGUUGGUGUCAAAGCCGAUUACCGCUGAUCUCCGUCGUGAUUCUGUUUUCACCGUCUGUUCCCUGAAUCUAUUUUUGUUGUGCGUUGCUGACGCUACAAUAGGCUUUCUUAUUUCGAUACAUUUUUUACCGCGCGGCGACGAGCGCCCGCUCCUCCGUCGUUGUCUCGAGCGUCCGGUAACUCCGAGUUAAAGUUUGGACCAUGGGCACGCGCUGAAGUCUUUGUCUUUCUGCGGCUCAGCUCGGUAGGACAUCCCAGAGUAAAGCCUCAAUUUGGCGAGAGGGAUGUGCGCUGCGCCGCGGACACUACAACUUUUUAUACCAUGGUAAGCCUGGAUUACCUUUAACAGCAAACCCACAUUUUCACCGCUUUCGCUCCGGUGCACAAAACAAUGGUAACAUCUGAAGGUACGAUGUGAUGCUUUGGGUUCUCAUUUGAAGUCGGCAGUAAAUAAAAACAGUCGCAUAAAAUGCAGAAGAGCGUGCGGUACAAUGAGGGACACGCUCUGUAUCUGUCGGUGGUCGCGCGUAAAGAGGGCACCAGGCGGGGCUUCCUGAGCAAGAAGACCACGGAGAACAGCCGCUGGGCCGAGAAGUACUUCGCCCUCUACCAGAACGUGCUCUUCUACUUCGAGAACGACCAGAGCACGAGGCCCUCCGGUAUAUACCUGUUGGAGGGAUGCACGUGCGAACGGGCACCGGCGCCCAAGGUGUCCGCCAUCAGCAAGGAGCCCACGGAGAAACAGCAGCAUUACUUCCUGGUUAUUUUUGGCCACGAUGGACAGAAGCCUUUGGAGCUGCGAGCUGAGGAAGAAUCCGACUGCAAUGAGUGGGUGGAGUGCAUCCAGCAGGCGAGUUACUCCGACAUCAUCAUUGAGCGUGAGAUUCUGAUGCAGAAGUACAUCCACCUGGUGCAGAUCAUGGAGACUGAGAAGAUCGCAGCCAAUCAGCUUCGCACUCAGCUGGAGGACCAGGACACUGAGAUUGAGAGGCUUAAAGCUGAGAUUGUAGUAUUGAAUAAAACCAAGGAGAGAAUGCAGCCUUACCAGAACAACCAAGAGGAGGAAGACCCCGAUAUUAAAAAGAUCAAAAAGGUGCAAAGUUUCAUGCGUGGCUGGCUUUGCCGGAGGAAGUGGAAGAUCAUCGUCCAGGACUACAUCUGUUCCCCUCAUGCAGAGAGCAUGAGGAAAAGGAAUCAGAUUGUCUUCAACAUGGUGGAAGCAGAGACAGAGUACGUCCACCAGCUUUCCAUUCUGGUAAACUGUUUCCUCAGGCCACUCCGAAUGGCUGCCAGCUCUAAGAAGCCUCCCAUCAGUCAUGACGAUGUCAGCAGUAUAUUCCUCAACAGUGAGACCAUCAUGUUUCUGCAUGAAAUCUUUCACCAGGGUCUGAAGGCUCGAAUCGCCAACUGGCCUACUCUGGUUCUAGCGGACCUCUUUGAUAUCCUGCUGCCUAUGCUUAACAUAUACCAAGAGUUUGUACGUAACCACCAGUACAGUCUGCAGGUGCUGGCAAACUGUAAGCAAAACAGAGACUUUGACAAACUGCUGAAACAGUACGAGUCCAAUGCUGCUUGUGAGGGACGAAUGUUGGAGACAUUCCUCACAUAUCCAAUGUUCCAGAUUCCACGGUACAUUAUCACUCUCCAUGAGCUGCUGGCACACACACCCCACGAACAUGUGGAGCGUAAGAGCCUGGAGUUUGCCAAAUCCAAACUGGAGGAGCUGUCAAAGAUGAUGCAUGAUGAAGUGAGCGACACAGAAAACAUCAGGAAGAACUUGGCCAUAGAGAGGAUGAUUGUAGAAGGAUGUGACAUUCUCUUAGACACAAGCCAGACCUUUGUUAGACAAGGCUCUCUCAUCCAGUUGCCAUCCAGCAGCGAGCGGGGCAUGCUCAGUAAGGUCCGUCUGGGCUCCCUGUCACUUCGGAAAGAAGGAGAGAGGCAGUGCUUUCUGUUUACCAAGCAUUUCCUCAUCUGUACACGAACAUCUGGAGGAAAGCUUCAUUUACUCAAGCAAGGAGGCACGUUGUCUCUCAUAGAGUGUACCCUAAUUGAAGAACUUGAUGCCAAUGAUGAGGACUACAACGCAGCAGGUCAGGGCUUCAACCAUUUGGAGUUUAAAAUUGUGGUGGAGCCCCCUGAUGGUCAGUCCUUCUCUGUCGUCCUCUUGGCUCCUUCCCGCCAGGAGAAAGCCGCAUGGACCAGCGAUAUCAGCCAGUGCAUUGAUAAUAUCCGGUGCAAUGGCCUAAUGACAAGUGUGUUUGAGGAGAACUCCAAAGUUUCUGUGCCACAUAUGAUCAAAUCUGAUGCCCGACUGCAUAAAGACGACGUUGACAUUUGUUUCAGCAAGACACUCAACUCCUGCAAAGUCCCACAGAUCCGAUAUGCCAGUGUGGAGCGGCUGCUGGAGCGGCUGACAGACCUGCGCUUCCUCUCCAUAGACUUCCUCAACACCUUCCUCCACACAUACAGGAUCUUCACCACAGCGGCUGUGGUCAUCGACAAGCUGGCUGACAUCUACAAGAAGCCGUUUACAUCCAUACCAGUCAGGAUCGAGCAACAUUCAUGUGAUCGUCUGUCCAUCAUGUCCCUCUGUCCUGACUACAGUCUGAAGAUCACACAGCUUGCACUGGACCAGUCCAAGUCCCUGGAGCUCUUCUUUGCAACCAACCAGGGUGCAUGGGGAACUGACCCCUUAAACAACAAAUCGCCGAGGCUGAUUCGCAAGUUUUCCUCCCCUCCUCCUCUCUCUAUACCCUCUCGCACCUCCUCCCCCGUCCACUGCCGCAAGCUCUCCCUCAGUUCCCCAGUCAGUGCAAAAGCAGGAGCCUUGGACCUGUCCACCACCCCCUUGUCCUCUGCUGCCAACUCCCCCACCUCCAGUCAGUGUCCCUCCAUCUCCUCUCCUCCUCCCAGUUUAACCAGGCCCCCCUCUGGCUUUUCCUCCCCGCCGCCCACUGCGAAGCGCUCUCCCAGCCUCCCCCAGGCCUCUGGGGUGUGUUCUCCACCCCCCAUCUCCACCAAGGCCCCUCUGGACCUCAGCCGUGGUCCCAGCUCUCCAGAGCUCAGCCCAGCUGCAGGGGAAGACAUCAGCGGAGAGCUGCCUCGCAUCGACGCCUUCUGUGGGAAGCUCAGACGCAGCAUCCGCAGGGCUGUACUUGAAUCAGUAUCGCUGGAUAAAUUCAUUCCUGAAUCCUCAACCAGCAGUGAGGCAGGUGACAUGUCUCCCUGUCGCUCGCCCUCUACACCAAGACAUCUACGUUACAGACAGAGUGGAGUAACACCAGGGGAAAACUCUCGAUGCACAAUGUCACCGGCUUCAGCUUUUGCGAUUGCCACUGCUGCUGCUGGACACAGCAGCUCCCAGACUUUUACUAAUACUGAGAAAGCCUGUGAUAAAGAAUUCAUCAUCCGCAGAGCUGCUACUAACAGAGUUCUUAAUGUGCUGCGUCACUGGGUGUCCAAACACUCCCAGGACUUUGAAAUGAACAGUGAGCUGAAGAUGGGGGUCAUUAGUCUCUUGGAAGAAGUGUUGAGAGAUCCAGAUCUGCUGCCACAAGAGAGGAAAGCAACAACAAACAUAUUAAGUGCCCUUUCUCAAGAAGACCAAGAUGAUGCUCAGCUGAAGAUUGAGGACAUAUUACAAAUGAAAAGCUGCCCCCUACUUCACUUCAUUGUGGCGGAGAGUCCUAAGGCAGAGUGUUUCGAGUCUCUCUCAGCCAUGGAACUGGCAGAGCAGAUCACCCUGCUGGAUCACAUCGUGUUCAGAAGUAUUCCCUAUGAGGAGUUUCUUGGUCAGGGCUGGAUGAAAGUUGACAAGACAGAGCGGACUCCGUACAUCAUGAAGACUAGCCAGCAUUUUAAUGAUAUGAGUAACCUGGUGGCUUCUCAGAUAAUGACCCAUACUGACGUGGGCUCCAGAGCCAGUUCCAUAGAGAAGUGGUUAGCAGUAGCUGAUAUCUGCCGCUGCCUCAACAACUACAACGGGGUGCUGGAGAUCACCUCUGCCCUAAACCGCAGCGCCAUCUACAGGCUGAAGAAGACCUGGGCCAAAGUCUGCAAACAGACCAAGGCUCUGAUGGACAGGCUGCAGAAAACAGUGUCGUCUGAGGGGAGGUUCAAGAAUCUCAGAGAGACACUGAAAAACUGUAACCCUCCAUGUGUCCCAUACUUGGGCAUGUACCUCACUGACCUGGCUUUCAUUGAGGAAGGAACACCAAACUUCACUGAGGAAGGCCUGGUUAACUUCUCUAAAAUGAGAAUGAUUUCUCACAUAAUCCGAGAGAUUCGUCAAUUCCAGCAAGCCCCUUACAGGAUAGAGCACCAACCAAAGGUGACUCAGUUCCUCCUGGAUAAAACACUGGUGAUGGAUGAAGACACUCUUUAUGAGCUGUCCCUGAAAAUUGAACCUCGUGUACCACCUGGCUGAUGAUGACUGUAUUUCAUCUACAAACACAGUAUAAACACAAAUAGAACCAUACAAUGGAUUCACAAAGCUUGAGGUUCAUUCUUUAUAAAGCAGGAGUUGUUACGUAAAACGCCACUCAGGUGAAACUCAGGUCAAAAUGUGCCUUUUUGUAUGAAUAUUUCAUGUGUAUAAGUAGUAAACAGGAUGAACUGUAUAACAUACAUGACUCUUUGCCAUACAGCCAUGCAGUUAUGACUGUAGACACCACCCUGUUAGAUUGUGAACACGACAUUAGAAGCUAUCAGUUGCUGCUAUCACAUUGUAAAUACCAAACACACUGCCUCUGUAUUCACAAGCACUGUCAGACAAGUUUUAAUGUAUUUGUAUAAUCGUGACCAGAGGCACAAAGAGCUGCUGUUAACCCCUCAGUCUCCUCAUCUCUGUACAGUAUUUAUGUGGUGGAAUGUUACAAACCCUGAUUCACUGUGUGGUAAUUAGAUUAGAGAUGCACCCUGUUCAUUCUGGACAUAUGUCAAGACACUGGACUUCCCACAUAGACAGAAGUCACAGUAUUUAACCAGGAUCUGUUAGCCUGAGGAGUGAAAGUGGUACCUGUGAUGCUCCUCUGGAGAGAACAUUUGAAAUAUAAUAGGUUACAGAUUACAAUUUACACUUUUAAAAAUGUAAUCUGUAACAUUUUUAAUAACCUAAUCAAAGUAUGUUCAAUUGUUUUUCACUUACAUUGCUGAAAAAUCCUCAAAAUAUUACGAGUAACUUAACACUGUUCAGUAAUGUUCAGGCCAUUUAACCAUUUCAGAUUUUAAAUAUUGCUGUAAAAUUGAACUCAACAAGAUGAAUUCAAGACGCAUUGACAUGCUGCAAGUGUGUGAAUAUGUCCACAUUUAAUUCAACAUUAAUGUGAGCUCCAUUUGUACUAAAACUACUGACUCAUCAAAUAUCACAUUGAUCUGACUUAAAAUAGCAGAUAUAUUUGAUUUUAAACCCAAUCAGGACGGACUGUCAGACACAAACUGUCUUACAGAGAUGUGUGGAUGUUUGUGUUGAUGCUCCUCAUAUGCCCCAUCCUUGAACCCACAGAGCAGUGUACUUCAGUGACUGACUUCAGUUCACUUGAAUAGCACUAAAGCUGCAUUAAAAUAUAAUGUUGAUGGUCUAAAUGGUUUAAAUGGUUUCAUGACAUAUGAAAGCUGUAACACUACUCUCUCAAAUGUUGUUGCCAGCAGCAGCA